Molecule: messenger RNA, 2307 nt
Organism: Hyaloperonospora brassicae
Lineage: Eukaryota; Oomycota; Peronosporomycetes; Peronosporales; Peronosporaceae
Source: the annotation of a GenBank genome assembly
AUGGCCGCAGUCGACAGCGCAACGCUCGGGUUCCCCCGCAUGGGCCCGAACCGCGAGCUCAAGUUUGCGCUCGAGAAGUUCUGGCGCCACAAACUCAGCGAGAGUGAACUCCUGGACGUCGCGCGCGCGGUCGAAGAAGCCAACUGGCGCAAACAGGUGGCCGCCAACGUCACGCGCGUGGGCGUGGGCCUCUUUUCGCUCUACGACCACGUGCUCGACUGGACGUACUACUUGGGCCUCGCGCCCCCGCGCUUUGCGUCGGUCCCCUCGGGGCUCGCGCAGUACUUUGCAAUGGCCCGCGGUGUCGACGGCAUCCCGGCGCUCGACAUGACGAAAUGGUUCGACUCGAACUACCACUACGAAGUCCCGGAGCUCAGUGCCACGUCGUCGCCGGUGGCAAACUUUAGUUCGUACGUGAGCACUGUCCAGCGCGCGCUGACCGUCGUGGGUACCACGCAGACGGUACCCAUCCUCCUCGGUCCGUUGACGUACUUGGACCUCAGUAAGUACGACUCGACCACCACGUUCGACGAGCUCCUGGCCAAGAUCUUGCCGCUCUACACGGCGCUCUUGCAUGACCUCGUUGCCCUGGGCGUCCAGGAAGUGCAAGUCCACGAGCCGUCGCUCGUUGGCGCACACGCUGACCAACUGGCAGCGUACUUGCCGACCGUGUACGGCUCGAAGAACCAGCGAGGCGCGAUCCAGCACGACGCCGUUGCGCUGAAUCUCGUCACGUACUUUGAAGAGAUCUCGAGUGACGUGUACCAGUGGUUCCUCUCGUCGCCCGUGGCCGCGCUGUCGCUGGACUUUACGCGCGGCGACAACCUGUCGGUGCUUCGGCAGUUCGGGUUCCCCGCUGGCAAACGCCUUGGCGCGGGACUGAUUGACGGGCGCAGUGUGUGGAAGUUCAACCCCGACACGGUCGUGGCGCAGGUGAAGGAAAUCAAGCAGGUGCUGGCUGCGUCCGCGGACACUUCGCUGACGAUCCAGACGAGCUCGUCGUUGCAGCACGUGCCGUACACGACCGAGUGUGAACAGGCGCUGAAUGCCGGCGAGACGGACGGUCUGCUGGGAGUACUGAGCUUCGCGUACGAGAAACUGGCCGAGCUGGAGGUGGUCAAGAAGAUUGCCGAGAGUGGAGACGAGGCUGCGAAGGGCGAGAUUGAUGCUGCGAAGAAAGCGUGGGCGGUGUACUACGAGAAGAACCCUGCGAAAGCGGCCGUGCAGUCCCGUCUGGCUGCCGUCACCGAGUCGGACUUCAAGCGUCUAUCGCCGUUUGAGGAACGUCGCCCGUCGCAGUUGCAGGGGCUACCGGUGCUGCCGACGACGAGCAUUGGCUCGUUCCCGCAGACGCCACAGAUCCGUGCACUGCGUCGCAAGCUCAAGGCCGGUGACAUCACUCUCGAGCACUACCGCGGUAAAAUUGACGAGCAGAUUGCCUACAACGUUGGCGUGCAAGAAGCUCUGGGCUUGGACAUUCUGGUCCAUGGUGAACCGGAGCGUACCGAUAUGGUCGAAUACUUUGCGGAGAAGCUAAACGGGUUUGCGUUUACCCAGAAUGGAUGGGUACAGAGCUACGGCUCGCGUUGCGUGCGUCCUCCGAUCAUCUUCGCUGACCUCGAGCGACCGAGCGACAUGACUGUGCGUGAGUUUGUCGUCGCGCAGUCGUUUACGAGUAAGCCAGUGAAGGGCAUGCUGACUGGCCCCGUGACGAUCUUGAACUGGUCGUUCCCGCGCAAGGACAUUAGCCGCAAAGACCAGGCUUUCCAGCUCGCUCUGUGCUUGCGCGACGAGGUCGCCGACCUCGAAGCAGCCAAGUGCGUUGUGAUCCAAGUCGAUGAGCCUGCUCUUCGUGAAGGCAUGCCGCUGAAGCCUGCGAAGAAGGACGAGUACCUGAACUGGGCUGUGGAUGCGUUCCGUCUGUCGACAGCUGUCGCGAAGAACGAGACCUCGAUUCACACGCACAUGUGCUACUGCGAGUUUGCCGACUGCAUGCACGCGAUUGACGCGAUCGACGCAGACGUGAACUCGAUCGAGAACGCUCGAUCUGACGAUGAGACGAUUCGCGAGUUCAAGUCGAUCGGGUACAAGCGCGACCUGGGUCCAGGCACGUACGACAUCCACUCACCUGUGGUGCCACCCAAGGAAGAGAUUGUGAAGAAGCUGAAGAGCUUCUUGAACCUGCUGCCCGCGAAGCAAGUCGUCGUGAACCCCGACUGCGGUCUCAAGACCCGCAAGUGGCCCGAGACGAUUGCUGCUCUGCGCAACAUGGUGGACGCGACGCUCGAAGUCCGUGCUUCUUUGUAG